AUGUACUAGUGCACGAGAUGUCAUUCACACAGUACAGGAGUUAAAGCAUGUGCCUUUAAGGUGGAUUCAUAAUUUCAAUCCAAUCGUUUUCUCCAAGCAACAUGUGGGUCUCGUGCUUUUUCUUGGUUCACCGUUGCUGCAAUCUCUCACGCUACACUUGAAAUAGGCAGCUGAUAUACAGAAAAGUAGCGUGAAGUGCAGGGGAGGGGAGGAAAGCUGAAGGGCGAGAGAGGAAGAGAAGGGCUGUGUCUUUCCGGUCUAUUUGCGCCCAAGUGCACCCUAGUGAACAACAAGCCCAGCAACCAGGAGAGACAGCAAGAGAACAAAAGUUGGACUAUGUAAGUGCACUUCAUAUGCCUAACACUCAGUCAAACCUUAGAUUAUUAACAAAGGCAAGGCCUGAAAGAAAGGGAAAUUCCGAGAGCAGUGAAGAUCAAAGCCUGACACACAAUCGUAGUCAAACCAAGAACCCCGGUACCUGAUGACGAAUACCGCUUUUCUUUUCUAGAGUGUACAUUCUUCUGCUCUAGACUUGUACAACAAACCUCCAAUACCUUUCAAGCCACAACGCUGUCGCUGACGCACCCCAGAAAGAGGAAGACAAACGUAAUCUGAGAGAUCAGCAAAACCCUUUAGGGACGGUUGACCUCUGUGACCCCUCUCACUUCUUGCCCAGUAUGGAGCGGAUACGGCUGAUCCUUGGGGCUCUGCUCCUCUCCCUCUCUCUGCCCAGUCUCCCUGCCCAAGAUAAUGUCACCGUCACUGUACCUGAGAAUGUCACCAUGGCAGCACCUAUUAAUGAGGAAGUCACGAUGGCAGCCUCUACACCGGAGGCCACCAUAGAGACAAAGCCUGUUCCUGUCACUUGGGCACAGCCUGCCCCUGAAAUCAUCACCCCGGUAACUGCUAUUCCGAAAGUAACUUCUGUUUCAGUACCUACCACUGAUGCCAUCACUAUGGUAAUAACAAACCCUGAGAUCACCAUCGUUCAGGAGUCCACCUCUGAUGCACCAACUACUACUUCAGAGGCUGAGACGAUGACACCUUCCCCUGUGACCACUGAAGGGCCUAUAGAUAUGACCACUCCACCUGGCCCUAAACCCACCCUCUCCCAAGACGUCCUUACGACCGCCUCUUAUCUCCCAACCACUUCCCAGGACCACCUGACUUCUGUUAUCCCAGUCUGGCCCCUCCUCACCACCCCUCGUCUGACGGAGGACUCCACUUACACACCUGAACCUAUCCACACUGCCUCAGAGAUUACUGCCUGCCACACAGAGGGACUUACCACUGCACCCACCUCCCCAUCGGUCAAUGCCGCUCCCGGCCAUGCCACGACCCCCGCUACCAUCCACACCUCCACAGAUCCAGACUCUACAAGUGCUGGGAUCAGGGGGAAGACAGGUCAGCCCAGCUUGUUAUGGGUCAUCAUCGUCGCUCUUCUGAUCGUGGUUAUAUUCGCGGGCGUGGUCUACUGUGUAUGUCUGGUCAUCAGACGAAAGAGGCAGAGCCACACCGCGCACUUUGUGUCCAGCUUCCGGAACGGGAAGAGUUCCAAGCGGAAGAAAGGGGCGGAGGAAGACGCCUGGGCAGGGCCAGUGAAGCUAGGGGGUGGGGACAGGAAGGAGGAUGAGGGUGGGGAGGAGGGAGGGAGCCCAGAGGACAACAAGAGAGAGGGGGCUGGAACGGAUGUGGUGCUGAGCACAUUCAUAGCCAACGAGACUGAGGGAGAGAGGGGUGGGCCUGAUGGGGGAGUAGGGGUGGCUGGGAGCAAGGAGGCAGAGAAAUGGGAGGAGAAGGAGCCUCUGCUGUACAUUGAUGAGGGAGUGGAGGAGGGGCAAGAGAGGAUGGCUCCUCCUUCACUUUCAAAAUCGAACUGA
Molecule: messenger RNA, 1880 nt
Organism: Salvelinus namaycush (lake trout)
Lineage: Eukaryota; Metazoa; Chordata; Actinopteri; Salmoniformes; Salmonidae
Product: mucin-5AC-like
Exons: 2
Coding region: 678-1880 (400 amino acids)
Source: RefSeq, a predicted model, not a curated record